UCUUCUUGUAACAGGCGGCUUGCUGACUGAUCUCACUAACAGGGGCUUCUGUGUAAGCUGAGGCUAAACAAACACAGAUGGAGCCCAGUGUGCAUUCAACAAAAAUGCUGGCAAUGCGGCAGGGACAUCAAAUGACACACUGACUGCCCGGGGAGCACUGAGCUUCCCCACUGCAGCUGCACAGCACCCACCACCACCACCACUGCUACACCCUGUGUGCCCAGCCAUGAAAAAACCCCAGGUCCUGCAGGAGAGCCCAUGGAAAACCCACUGCAUCAAGGACAUUCAGGCUGUAAAGAGGCUGAAGAGGAAGAACAGGGAGGUCAAUGGUUUCAGAAGUUUCAAAGUGGACAUGAAAGUGGAAGAGGUGGUAGUGGGAGCAGGGCAGCGCAGCCCGGCGGCGGCGACCACCUCCAGCGCAGUAACAGCAGCAACAGCAGCAGGGCGGCUGGAGAUGAUGAGUGAGGAGGAAGAGGACUGCCCUGAGGCUUUGGAUUUAAGGAAUGGGGCAUUGGUGGCAGCCCCAGCUGGCAGCUCUCUUGCUAAGCAGGGGUUAAUGAAAGCUGGGGGGCUGCUGGAUGGUUUUGGGGAGCAGAGGCUGCAGCCCAGGAUCAUGGUGUGUCAGAGACCCCCAGACAGCUCCUACUUGUCAGUGACUUACAAUAAGGGGCCAGACUCGCCGAGGACAAGGCUGGGGGAGACAGCAGGCGUCUCUACAGAGAUCAAAGCCAUCCAGCAGACUCGUAGACUGCUGGCUAAUGCCAGGGAGAGGACCCGGGUACAUACCAUCAGUGCUGCCUUUGAGGCUCUCAGAAAACAGGUUCCGUGUUAUUCAUAUGGACAGAAGUUAUCUAAAUUGGCCAUUCUGAGAAUAGCCUGUAAUUAUAUUCUCUCCUUAGCCCGCCUGGCCGACCUUGAUUACAGCGCAGAUCACAGUAACUUAAGUUUCUCCGAGUGUGUAGAGCAAUGCACAAGGACGUUACAAUCAGAAGGAAGGUCUAAAAAAAGAAAGGAGUGACAUGCGGGUCAUAUCUAGUUUCACAGAAAAUCUUCCAAGCAGGGUUUCCUCUAGUCCUGGCAAACAUGAGAUGGUAAAUCCUGAAGACAGCUUUUGGCACCAACCUUUGGAAAAGACAUCUGGAUAUAAAGUUUUCUAUCACAAAGCCAGAGAGAGAGAGA
Molecule: messenger RNA, 1179 nt
Organism: Pelobates fuscus (common spadefoot toad)
Lineage: Eukaryota; Metazoa; Chordata; Amphibia; Anura; Pelobatidae
Gene: ATOH8
Product: atonal bHLH transcription factor 8
Exons: 3
Coding region: 227-1018 (263 amino acids)
Biological process (GO): axon development; positive regulation of transcription by RNA polymerase II; sensory organ development
Cellular component (GO): nucleus
Molecular function (GO): protein dimerization activity; E-box binding; DNA-binding transcription factor activity, RNA polymerase II-specific
Source: RefSeq, a predicted model, not a curated record